UUUUCUGCUCGCCAGCCGCUCCGUACCUCCCCACUCCGAACCCCUUACCUGAGAUCAAAUUUACCCAGAUUUAAAAAAAUGGCGUACCUACUGCAAGUCUGCUGUAAGAAGAUCUACCUGACAGCGGGAGGGCAUCACACCGACCCAACACAGUUCAGCGAUUUUGAAGCAAGGAAGGAGAAAGUGCAAGUUUCCAACCCGGCCAAGUUUUUCCGCGAUCACGGUCGGGACUACCUCGUGUGCUGUGCUGACUUUGAAGACAAGGCACUUGUGUUGGCGAAGCCAAAGGAUUUGUCUGAAGUAAAGGCAGCUCCAUUCGUGAGAGAGACCUUGCGGUCAACAGCUGAAGAACUACUCGUGAUACCAUUUUCCGAGUUGGCAGAUGUCGCUACUGAAGUUGCCAAAGACGUUGAACAUGUCACAACUGUUUUCCUCCAUCAUACAAUGCGCUGCGGCUCGACACUGCUGGUCAAAGCUCUACAAGCGAGCGGCGAGAUGCACACAAUAUCCGAACCCGACGUGCACACCAAUUUCGCACAUUACGCUCUCCAAAAAGAUCCAUCUUCUGAUGAUGAGGAAAUGCUCAAGACCGUCAUUAGACACACCAACACCCUUUUCAACUAUACCCUGUUACAGGACAAUCCUUCCAAAACAAUAACCUGUUAUAAACUGCGUGGCCAGGUUCUUCCCAUUGCAGACCUGUUGCAAACCGCAUUGCCAAGAGUGAAGAACAUCUUCCUGUAUCGGGACGUCAUUGGAUAUGUUGACUCCAGCAUUCAUCUCAUGGCAGGCGGCCGCUAUUGGAAGUACUGGCUUCAAACUACUCUGAAACGUGAUGUCAAGUAUGUUCAGAACGUAGGUGACAUAGUGGUCCCUUCGCCAUGGGAUGUCCCUGUGUUUACUUCCAUUCCCGUUACCCAUGGUGUCGUAUGGUUCUUUGCCUGUAUUUGGCUCAUACUCAUGAAAAAAGCAAAUGAGCUGACGAAAGAUGACCCACAUAAAUGUUUCCAUGUGAUACUAAGAUACGAUGAGUUAUGUAGGUAUAAGGAGGACAUGGUUCUGAAGGUAAUGGAUAUUCUCGGAAUCGGAUGUCGAGAUAAGGAUGCCAAACAUAAAAUACGAGAACUUUUCAGUGUUGACAGUCAGGCGGGCCAUAGAUUGUCCAGUAGGGGGCCGGGUGGGGGAGGCAGCUGGGUGGGGGACUGGGAGAUGGGUAUCAUCUUAAAGGUUCUUGAACAUGCUAACAUGGAAAUCAACCAACCAGACUUUGUAACCAACGGGACUCUUACCCACAUUUGAAAAUAUUCGUCAUUAAAGCUACAUCAAUUAAGUUCACAAGAUGAAAAAAAUUAUAAAAUCUGAGGUGUUAUUUGGCAAUAUUAAUAAUUGCUGCCUUUAAUUCUUAUUAUCCUAAUGCUGACGUAUUUGGCAAAGUGCAGAUAAAACAGGAUAUGUUAUCUAUUUAUGCAUACUUAGAUAACUCUAUCAAAUUGAAAUAUUGUAAACAUUGUCAUAAGAAUGUAUAUACUAGAUAUAAAGACCUCCACUGUGUCUUUUCUCAAUAUUGUCUGUAUAUCAUAGAACCUGGGUGAAGUAC
Messenger RNA from Branchiostoma floridae (Florida lancelet), 1597 nucleotides. RefSeq lists its product as uncharacterized. The record is from RefSeq and is a predicted model, not a curated record. The transcript has 5 exons. NCBI's taxonomy places the organism in Eukaryota, Metazoa, Chordata, Leptocardii, Amphioxiformes, Branchiostomatidae. Bases 79 to 1299 code for a protein of 406 amino acids.